Molecule: messenger RNA, 483 nt
Organism: Aegilops tauschii subsp. strangulata
Lineage: Eukaryota; Viridiplantae; Streptophyta; Magnoliopsida; Poales; Poaceae
Source: RefSeq, a predicted model, not a curated record
AUGCGGCUGGGGUUUGGGUUCUGGGUUGCUGCUGGAACAAUCGAUGGCUCUGCGGCGGCUGCUGCUGCUGCUGGUGGUGUUGCGGCGGGAGUGGCGGGGUCGCCGUGCGGGGCGUGCAAGUUCCUGCGGCGGCGGUGCGUGGCGGAGUGCGUCUUCGCGCCCUACUUCAGCUCCGACCAGGGCGCGGCGCGCUUCGCGGCCAUCCACAAGGUCUUCGGCGCCAGCAACGCCGCCAAGCUGCUCGCGCACCUGCCCCUGGCCGACCGCUGCGAGGCCGUCGUCACCAUCACCUACGAGGCCCAGUCCCGCCUCCGUGACCCCGUCUACGGCUGCGUCGCCCAGAUCUUCGCCCUCCAGCAGCAGGUCCGUCGUCUCGUCCCAUUCUUCUUCUUCUUCUUCUUCUUCUUCUUCCAUCUUCUUCCUUGCCGAUCACUCCUUCGUCUUCGAUCGACCAAUCAUCUGGCCGCCAUGGACGCAAGCUGA